This is a messenger RNA of Protomyces lactucae-debilis, 1128 nucleotides long. RefSeq lists its product as uncharacterized. The record is from RefSeq and is a predicted model, not a curated record. The coding region runs from base 1 to 1128 and encodes 375 amino acids. Gene Ontology annotation, molecular function: protein binding. The transcript has a single exon. NCBI's taxonomy places the organism in Eukaryota, Fungi, Ascomycota, Taphrinomycetes, Taphrinales, Protomycetaceae.
AUGUCUGACGAUGACAACGAAGACGACGAUGCUGAAGAACCUCAAGGAGAACAAAACGCAGACGAACAAAUGGCGGAGGAUGAAGAUUUUGUGGAUGAAUCGAUUCAAGGCUUUUUCGAGCACAAAGACAGUGUCUACUGCUUAGCCCUAUCACCCGCAAACCCAAACUUGGCCUGCUCUGGAGGCGGCGAUGAGCUUGCUUACCUCUGGAACAUUGAGACUGGCGAAACUGUUCACAAGCUCGACGGCCACAAGGAUUCAGUGAUUGCCUGCGAUUUCUCUGCAGAUGGCACCUAUGUCGCAACAGCCGGCAUGGACGGUCUCGUGCAAGUCUGGAACACGGAGAGCAAGACGCGCGUGGUAACGCUUGAAGCAGGCAGUGAAUUGCUAUGGCUCAAAUUCCACCCAGUCGGUCACGUCUUGCUGGCUGGUACACUUGAUUCGACCUGCUGGAUGUGGAAAGUCCCCUCAGGCGAUGUCAUGGGCGUCUUUGCGAGUCAUACAGCACCGUGCACGGCUGGUACUUGGUCAAGAGACGGUAAGAUGUUUGUGUCUGUCAGUGAAGACGGAACAGUCAUUCAAUGGGACCCACGCACAUCGCAACCAACGCACCGCAUAGAAACUGCGCAGGAUGAGCGGCUAUGCGGUGGCGAAGGUGGCUGGAACGCCGUUGCCCUUGAUGCGAGUGGUGCCGUGGCUGUUGUUGGCAGCUCGACGGGAUUUCUCCUAGCGCUCAAUUUGGCGAGUGGUGCCUUGAUUGCAUCGCAUCUCACACAAACACAUUCCAUUGAGGCCAUCACAUACUCACCUACCCUUCCGCUACUCGCUGUUGCAUCGGUGGAUGAGACGAUUGCGCUUUAUGAAGUGCCUUCGAUGAAGUUACGGACUGUUCUGAGGCACGACGGACCUGUGGUCGCUCUUCACUUUGAGCCAAGAACGCCCUUCCUCUUCUCUGCGAGUACGGAUAAAACAGCACGGAAGUGGGAUGUCAGGACCGGCGCUCAGGUUGCGCGUUGGCGCGGUCAGCAAGAUAAUAUUUUGUGUUUGGCCGUACAAGCUGGUGGUCAUAAGGUAUUGACUGCCGGUGAUGAUGGCGUAGCGCUUGUGUUUGGUGAAAGUCAAGCAUGA